CGCCCACCAUGGGCAGGAUGAAAUGGGAGGGCUCCGGAUGGCUGCAAGGGGGUGGAGAUAGCCAGGAGCCACAAAUAUUUAAAAUGGGUGUAAGGAGGAGACACCCACAAACACCCACCCACCUACACACACACAUAAGAUACGGCCUCUUUCGGCAAGCACAGACAAUUGACUUGUUAAGAGGCAGCACUGCAGAGCAAGAGUUUUGAUUCGGAGAAAAACUCUGUUCCAGUGCAAUCUCGACACAUGGGGAGGAAAACCCUGAAUUUACGGGAGAGACGCUUGGAAACUAGAGAGGAUAGAUAGAUAGAUAGAUAGAUAGAUAGAUAGAUAGAUAGAUAGAUAGAUAGAUAGAUAGAUAGAUAGAUAGACAGACAGACAGACAGACAGACAGACAGACAGACAGACAGACAGACAGAAAGAGAGGGUGUGUGCAUGCCACGAUCAUGCAAUCCACCUUCAGCCCUCAACUGGCUUGCUUAUGUGCCCUAACCCUCUCUCUCACUAUAUAUCCAGCGUGGCUGCAGACCCUCCCCAAGAAGACCGCGACGAGCAAGAACGCCAAAGACCCCGGAUGCUGCGAAGAGCUGAAGAAGCUGAAGGUCCAAGUGGCCAACAUCUCCUCCUUGUUAGCGGAGGUGAGCAAGAAGCAAGAUGACGUCCUGGGGCACGCCGUCACGCAGGUGAUGGCCCUGGAAGGGAGCGUCAAGCUGAUGGGCGCCCGCCUCGACGACGUGGAAGGGAAGUACUCGGAGAUGAACUCGCAACUGGGCAUCGUGCAGCUUCAGGCAGCUCAGACGGUCACCCAAACGUCCACAGACGCCGUGUACGACUGCUCGUCCCUUUAUCAGAGAAAUUACAGAUCUUCUGGGGUCUAUAAACUUCUCCCUGAUGAGUUUCUGGGAAGUCCAGAAUUGCAGGUAUAUUGUGACAUGGAGACAGAUGGGGGAGGCUGGACUGUCAUCCAAAGGCGGAAAAUUGGCUUGAUCUCUUUCAGCCAAAAUUGGAAGCAGUACAAGGAAGGGUUUGGAAGCCUGCAGGGAGAUUUCUGGCUGGGAAACGAACACAUCCAUCGGCUUUCCAGGAGGCCGUCCACGUUGCGUGUGGAGCUGGAGGACUGGGAUGGCAACAGCGUUUUUGCUCAAUACAGUCGUUUUGCGGUGGGCAACGAGUUGAGCAGCUACCGCCUCUUCCUGGCCAACUUCAGCGGCAGCGUACCACGCGACUCCAUGCGGUACCAUAACAACACGGCCUUCAGCACCAUGGACAAAGACAACGACAAGUGCGUUGAUCACUGUGCGGAGUUACGCAAAGGGGGCUACUGGUACAACUGUUGCACUGACUCCAACCUGAAUGGGGUUUACUAUCGUAAGGAUGAACAUAACAAGAGCACCGAUGGCAUCACCUGGUACAGCUGGCGUGGGAAACUCUAUUCGCUGAAGAGGGUCGAGAUGAAGAUCCGGUCAACGGACUUCAAGGCCUAGAGCAGUGGUUCUCAACCUUUAUAGUGCUGCAACCCCUUUAAUACAAUUCCCCACGAUGUGGCGACCCCUUUAAUACAAUUCCCCAUGAUGUGGCGACCCCAACCGUAAAAUUAUUUUCAUUUUGAAUU
Ahaetulla prasina is the source of this 1612-nucleotide messenger RNA. RefSeq names its product angiopoietin like 7 (gene ANGPTL7). The coding region runs from base 447 to 1484 and encodes 345 amino acids. Lineage: Eukaryota; Metazoa; Chordata; Lepidosauria; Squamata; Colubridae. The record is from RefSeq and is a predicted model, not a curated record. The transcript is spliced from 5 exons.